This is a messenger RNA of Gongylonema pulchrum, 963 nucleotides long. The record is from the annotation of a GenBank genome assembly. NCBI's taxonomy places the organism in Eukaryota, Metazoa, Nematoda, Chromadorea, Rhabditida, Gongylonematidae.
AUGCACUGCUUCCAGUCGAGCACUAUGGAUUCGGUGGAUACCAAUCAGCCAGAUACGUCCGAAGUCGUCUACAUAUCAGCGCUUGCACUGAUAAAAAUGCUGAAGCACUGCCGAACCGGCGUGCCCUUGGAGGUCAUGGGAUUGAUUCUUGGCGAAAUUGUAGACGAUUACACGGUGAAUGUGGUUGAUGCGUUUGCAAUGCCGCACACGGGCCUUCCUGGCGAAGCAAUCAAAAGUAGCUUUCGACCAGCAGUUUCGUCCGCAGUGUGGGACCCAGAUUUUGAAAAAAAGAUGCUUGACUUGUUGGAGCAGACUGAGCGGCCUGAAGUGGCUAUUGGCUGGUACCACUCGCAUCCAGGAUUUGGAUGCUCGCCAUCUAAAACCGACACCGAUUUGCAAAAUGACUUCGAGGAAAAUAUUUCGGAGCGAGCAUUUGCCGCCAUUGUCGAUCCGCUUCAGUCCGUCAAAGGAAAGGUUAUGAUCGAAGCCUUUCGUACAGUGCGUCUGGAGCUGGAAGACUCGUUAGUUCCGGGGGUGGGAGACUUGGAGAUUCGCCAAACUACUUCGAAUCUAGGACAAAUGAAGCGAAUCAACAGAAAUGCUCUGCCCUGUGGCCUCAAUAUCUUACUCUACAAAAUACGAGUCGAGUUUAAAAUGCAUGAGCUUGAGCAAAAAAUGCUGCUGAGUUUGAAUAGGCAUACUUGGAUAGAUUCACUUAGCUUGAUUCGACUCAGCGAGCACGGAAAGAAAAACCAAGCGCACAUGCAAAAUAUAUUACGACUAGCCAAACUCUACAAAAAGGAUUUGGAGGAGCAAGAAGAAAUGACGGAGGAACAGCUGGCAUUGAAGAAUGUUGGAAAGCUAGACCCGAAACGGCAUCUCGAAGAAGUAGUACACAAAAUGCUUGCCGAUAACAUCUUGCAAAGUCUUGGAUCUGCGCUUAACACGGCGUCAUUUCAGUAA